AGCUGUGGGGAUGUAAGUAAAGGGCCCACUCACCAUGUGCCCUCCUUCAGUCUCCACCAGCUAUUGUUUCUCACUCAAUCAUUACAUUACUUACUCUUCUCUUUGUAUUCUAUUUUGGGUUGCAACUUUGUAUAAUCAACCAAACCAAAACCCUUCAUUCUCUCUUUCAAAAUCAUAAAAUUUAAACCCUCUCUCUCUGUCUCUCUCUCCCUUAACACAAUGUCUAACACUGACGGAAUAACUAACGCCGUUAGCAACGGCGCUCUGGUGGUGAAGAAGCCUCCGUCGAAGGACCGUCACAGCAAGGUCGACGGUCGCGGACGACGGAUACGGAUGCCGAUCAUAUGCGCCGCACGUGUGUUCCAGCUCACACGUGAGCUUGGCCACAAGUCCGACGGUCAAACCAUUGAGUGGCUCCUCCGCCAGGCCGAGCCUUCAAUCAUCGCCGCCACCGGCACCGGCACCACCCCGGCCACCUUCUCCGCCGUCUCCGACCACAAACCCUUGCUCCCUCCCUCUCCCUUCAUUCUCGGAAAGAGGAUACGACCCGACGACGACGACGCCGCCGCAAAGGACGACGCCACCGCCGUCUCCUUAGUCGGACCUCCCACUCCCGCCGGUCUCUGGGCCCUUCCGGCCAGGCCAGACUUCUGGAGUUUCGCCGCAGCUGCACCACCGGAACUCAUGUCGCAGCAACAGCAUGGUUCGUUGUUUCAUCAUCAGCAACAGCAACAACAACAACAACAAGCCGCCAUGGGAGAAGCUUCAGCGGCGAGGCUGGGGAAUUACCUUCCUGGACAUCUGAAUUUGCUGGCUUCGUUGUCCGGAGGACACGGAAAUUCUGGCCGGAGAGACGAAGAGCCUCGUUGAAUUGGGAAUUAUGGUGGAAGAUGGUGGUGGUUGGCGAUGGUGGUGAUCUUCGUAUAUAUAAUAUUAUGUGUGUGUUUUUUUGUCUAUGGCUGUGGCUUUGUUAUUGUGUGUGGACAAGCAGAAAAUUCUUAGUGAAAUUUUAGGGUUAGUUUUUUUUUUUUUUUUUAAUUGUUUUAGUUUUUGAGUGGAGAAGUCCAUGAAUUAAGGAAUUCAAUUAGGGUUUUUCUGGUUUGGAAAACUGAAAUAGGUUCUUAGAAGAUGAAAAAUUUGUUUAAUUAGAUUAUUUGGGGUUUUAUGGUGGAGGAGAGAAAGCGUGGAUUAGUAUGAUAUUGAUUGAUGAAUAACUAGGGUUUGAGGCUGGAACUGAUUUUCAGAAAUGCAAGUGUAAUGGAAUGAAUUGAUUUGAUAGUUAUUGUGCAAUGCUCCAAGGUGAAUGAAGAUUAAGCUUGGAGUGAUCGUUGUUCAUGUGGUUUUUGAUUUGACUGACUUGCCUAAUUGGGUUUACAAGUUUAGUCAUUGUUGUAGUGAAGUGAUUAGUGCUUGCAAGAUUAUUUAUUUUUCCUAGCCAUAGGUUGAGUGAUUGUGUAUAUGAGAAUCCACACUCACUCCCAUUUUAUUGGAGUACUCUUCUUUCCAAUAUUGAUUGAGAAUUCAUGUUUUUGGCUGUGUAUUGGGCAUCAUUGAGGGGAUUGAGUUCCAUUUAAAGUUGCCAUGGUACGAAAUUGGCACAGUUGAUGGUGCUGUCUCCUUCAAUGUCACCCUCUUUCUGCUUCUUCUCUGUAAGACCUCUGUUUUGAGAUUUUUAUCUGCAAUUCUUAGCCAUUUCUUAGAUUAAUCACCGUGAGAAUAAUGUAUUUUCUUCUAUGUAAGUGGAUUGUUUUGGGGUGUCAGUGAAGUGAAUAAAGAGUUAAAGACCCAUCUUUUAUCUUCCUUUGAAUAUUACUAUUCUUGCCACUUUUUUUUUUCCUUCCGUGUAUAUAAGUGAUUAUGAACUCCUCCUGUUACUAGGCAUCUGAAAUUCCAAAUUGAAUGGUUCAUUCUAUACAUUUUGUUUUCUGAUCUUUAGUACUAUAUAGAUUGUUAAUUUGAAUUUAUUCUUGGAGGUAGGCCUGCUAUAUCAUAAUUCAUUUUGGUGUUUUGAAAUCUUUUCUUUGUUGUCAUUACCAUGGUACUCUCCCUGGGAGCUUGUCCUCUGGCUUUUCAGUAUUUAAGGAAAGAUAAGGUUAGGUGCAUAACUAAGAAGAACAUGGUACCGUUACUAUUUUAGAGUUUUCAUCCUUGGUUAAAAUAAAUAUUAUGUGGUGCAUCUGAUUCAACGAAGUCAAUCUGGGUCUUCGUGCUGAUAUAAGAACUCAACUUUAGCUGAGAUGUUGUAUCUUAUUUAUGACAUAUUUAAGCUGGUCGUUAUGACAUUGGCUUUUAUUGCCACACCCUUGGAAACAACCAUGUGCACCGGUCCCUCUCACUCUCUCUCCGUCUUAUCUUUCCAACAGAAACAUAUACUAUGGUGAAUAGGAGUGGGAAGAAGAAUCAGCUGAAAGCAUUGAUCUCCUGAAACAGUUCCAGGAUUCUAUUUCAAUCUCCCCCAAAUUUAAGUUUCACUUGUUAAGAUGCCUGGCAUGUUUGGAGCAUAAUUUAAAGAAAAUAGGAGGAAGAUGAUUGCUGUGAUUAUAUCUUGGUAACAAAAUAGUAUUUUUUUGUGUCAAU
Gastrolobium bilobum is the source of this 2577-nucleotide messenger RNA. RefSeq names its product transcription factor TCP7-like. Gene Ontology annotation, molecular function: steroid binding; sequence-specific DNA binding; nuclear receptor activity. The record is from RefSeq and is a predicted model, not a curated record. The coding region runs from base 220 to 870 and encodes 216 amino acids. Gene Ontology annotation, cellular component: nucleus. Gene Ontology annotation, biological process: androgen receptor signaling pathway; regulation of DNA-templated transcription. The transcript has a single exon. NCBI's taxonomy places the organism in Eukaryota, Viridiplantae, Streptophyta, Magnoliopsida, Fabales, Fabaceae.